GUUUGGGCUGUGCACUGGGAACCCCGGGCUUGGGCUGUGCUGAAGCUGGGGGAGCUGGGCCUGAGGGAGACAUCCCUGGCCUGGUGCGCUCCACCUCAGCUGCCACCUCUCACCAUACCAGAGCAUUUGACUGUUGGAUUCUUGAUCUGCGCACCUCGGGCAGGUUUGCCUGCCUUCAGACCUCUGCGUCGGUUUGAAACUGUGUGUAAAUCUGCGCGCGCGUACACACACAUCUCCCAUCAUCCUGUGGGUUCUUUAAUCCCUUGCACUCCACAGAACAGCCAGGGGCCCAAAUUCUACAUACCUACAUACCAGUAUUCUACGUCCUUUUCAAAUUAUUUUCAGUGUUGUCACACAUCUAAUUCACCGUGUUGUAACUGUAUAACCUGUUUUACGAUUAACCAUUAAGCAUGGAUCUUAACAGGUUAAUCCAUUUUAAGGGCUCCCUCAUCAAAGACGGCGCUAACGCCACCUCUCCUCCUUUGUCCUCGCCUCACUGGUUCCUGCCAACUUCUGUCACACCCAGUGGUUCAGUGCAGAGUGCCAUGAAGGAAUGCCAAUGACAAACACUGGUGGACUUCAAACAAACGUGCACCGAUCCUGUGACGCUUUCCCGCCCUCUGCCAGAGUCUUCCCACAUUUCAGGACACUUUUUUAAAAAUGAUAUCAGGAGUCCAGGAAAAAGAUGGAGGACGGAGAACAAAGCAAGAUGAAGAGGAAGUUGGACCAUGGCCCCGAGGUUCGAUCAUUCCCUUCAGGGAAAAAGCCCUGUCCAAGUCCUACUGGUCUGGUCCCGUAUCCCUCCACUCCCACUACAUUUGGGGACUUGCGGGCGGCUAAUGGCCAAGGCCAGCAGAGACGCCGCAUCACGUCCAUCCAGCCCCCUGCUGGCCUGCAAGAGUGGCUCCGCACCUUCCAGAGCUGGAGUGGGCCAGAGAAACUGUUGGCACUGGAUGAGUUGAUAGACAGCUGUGAGCCCACGCAGGUGAAACACAUGAUGCAAGUGAUCGAACCCCAGUUCCAGAGAGACUUCAUUUCACUGCUACCCAAAGAGUUGGCUUUGUACGUGCUGUCCUUUCUGGAGCCCAAGGAUCUUUUGCAGGCAGCUCAGACGUGUCGUUACUGGCGCAUCCUGGCUGAGGACAACCUGCUCUGGAGGGAGAAAUGCCGAGAAGAGGGCAUCGACGAGCCGCUGCACAUUAAGAGAAGGAAGGUGGUGAAGCCCGGCUUCAGUCACAGCCCCUGGAAGAGCGCCUACAUCAGACAGCACAGGAUAGAUACCAACUGGAGGAGAGGAGACCUCAAAUCACCUAAGGUGUUAAAAGGGCACGAUGACCAUGUCAUUACCUGUCUGCAGUUCUGCGGGAACCGCAUCGUCAGUGGCUCGGACGAUAACACGCUGAAGGUCUGGUCUGCUGUCACGGGGAAGUGCCUGCGGACACUGGUUGGCCACACUGGUGGCGUUUGGUCCUCUCAGAUGAGGGACAACAUCAUCAUCAGUGGCUCCACAGACCGAACUCUGAAGGUGUGGAAUGCGGAGACGGGGGAUUGUAUCCACACGCUGUAUGGUCACACCUCAACUGUGCGCUGUAUGCACCUCCACGAGAAGAGGGUGGUGAGCGGGUCACGGGAUGCCACCCUACGUGUGUGGGACAUCGAGACGGGACAGUGUCUGCACGUUCUCAUGGGCCAUGUGGCAGCCGUCCGGUGUGUUCAGUACGACGGACGCAGGGUGGUUAGCGGAGCCUAUGACUUCAUGGUUAAAGUGUGGGACCCUGAGUCCGAGACCUGCCUGCACACCCUACAGGGUCACACCAACAGAGUCUACUCAUUACAGUUUGACGGCAUCCAUGUGGUUAGCGGCUCAUUGGACACUUCGAUCCGUGUGUGGGACGUAGAGACGGGAAACUGCAUCCACACUCUGACAGGACACCAGUCUCUGACCAGCGGCAUGGAGCUCAAGGACAACAUCCUGGUCUCUGGAAACGCUGACUCCACUGUCAAGAUCUGGGACAUCAAGACGGGCCAAUGCCUGCAGACGCUGCAAGGUCCUCAUAAACACCAGAGUGCAGUCACCUGCCUGCAGUUCAAUAAGAACUUUGUGAUCACCAGUUCAGACGAUGGCACAGUGAAGCUCUGGGAUCUGCGCACAGGCGACUUCAUCCGCAACCUGGUGACCCUGGAGAGUGGGGGCAGUGGUGGAGUGGUGUGGCGGAUUCGUGCCUCCAACACCAAACUGGUGUGUGCUGUGGGCAGCCGUAAUGGCACGGAAGAGACCAAGCUGCUGGUGCUGGACUUCGAUGUGGACAUGAAGUGAAGCCCCACGGGGCAGGGGAACUGAGGAGGAAUCGCCGUGCUGUGGAGAUAAGGGUGUGUGUGGGGAGGGGGGGCAGACAGAGGUAGGUCUCUCAAACCUGAACUGGGCCUCCUCACGGAGCUCCGCAACAGGACCCAUUGCUUGCUCGCUCGCUCAGUCGUUCACAUCUCCUCCUCCACGCGUUGUGCCAUGCUCGUGGGUUGCCCCUUGGCAGCCAUCGCCACGGUUUGGGUUCCGAUUCGAACAGGGGUAGGAGCGAGGGGGGUGGGGGGUUGGAGGGACUGCUCUACAGCGAUGCAUUCUGGGAAGGAAGGACACAGCCCAGGAGGAUGCUGGGAGCAAGGAGAAAGGGGUUGGAACGCUUUCCUGGAGUCCCACCUCCUGCAGCCUUGCACAGAGACAUGGUGACUCAAGCCUGACCGUGCACACCCAGAUGGACAGCUUUUGUUUUGUUUUGUUUUGUUUUGUUCUUUUCUCUCCCCCCCCACUCCAUUUCCCUUCCUCCCCUUCUUUUCUGUUUCUGAACGAACAAGUCAACACUGUAUGCAUGACGUGAGGGAAAAACCUGAUUGUCCUCGGACAGACUUGGUGAAUGGUGUAUACAGUUAGUGUUUAAAGGAUAGAGAGAGAGCUUAUACUGCAGGAGUGGUUUAAAUGUGAGGAGUUAUUAAAAAAAAAAUUCAAACAAAAAAAAAAUAAUUAAAUAAAUAAAUAAAAAAAUUUCAAUUGAAAGGAAAAAAAAACAAACAAACCAGGGCCGCCAGUUGUAUCAGCCACGCCUCAGCCUCUCUAGUCCACAGGUCCUGCACCCACUGCUUUCCUCUGGGUUGUGGUCAUCAUUGUUGUUGGUAUCUUUCCACUCACAUUUACUUUGAGUUCAAAACACGGAACUGUGAAUUCAAGUGUCAUUCUUUGUUUUUACACGAGAUUUUGUUUGGAUUUUUUUCCUGCUGCUUCCAGCAGUGAGUCUCAGUAUUAAGCUACAUCACCUUUCUGCUGUUUUCUGGACUCCUCAUAUAGUUUGUUUUGUUCUGGUUUGGUUUCCCCCACCCCCACCCCCCCUUGUUAAUUCUUUCCUUUAAUGCAGAAAGGCGUAUCUGGACCUGCAGUUUCCAGAGAAGGCCCUGCUCUUCUGAUGUGUCAAACCAGGCUGCUCAUAUUGGCUCUCCUCAGUACUGGUGCUUCAUGGGAGAUGGGGAAUUUUUUUUUUUUUUUUUUUUUUUUUUUUUUUUUUUAAACCCAUAUGUCCCAUGGGAUCAACACCCUUUCACACCACCCCACCCACCCCUCAACCACCCCAGUACGAUCCAUCCCAGUGGCCAAAACUGAACUUCAUGCUGCUAGUCACAAACAAUGAUGAGGUGGAACUUUUCACUGGCUGUGACGUUUUAGUCCCAGACUAAAUUCUAAAAAAUAUUUAAAAAAAAGAAAAAAAAAGGAAAAAAAAAGUACAAAGUUAAACAAAAAUGACACAGACAUGCAUACAAACAAAAACAACAUAUGAAAACAACCGACUUUAUGUUCUUUUCUUUUUGCCACUGAAACUUGAGCCAAAUGUGCCUCUAGGAGGCUGAAAAACAGGAGAACGAUGGCGAUGAAACGUUGGAUGACUUUGAAUCUAAUGGCAGGAUGUGUUUGUGAGCAUGGUUUGUGCAAGUGUGUGUGCGAGAGAGAGACAGAGAGCGAGCGCGCGUGUGUUUGAGCAAACUGUUCACACAUUCCUUGGGACAAAAGAUCACCACCCUGUUCUGUGGGGAAAUGUUUGACCGAUUUGGGAAAAAAAGGAGUGAGAUCCCUUGUCAUGUUUAAUUAGUUAAGUGAUUGAAAUCAUUUGUCCACAUUAAAUCAGAACAGAACGUUCGUACAGAUGCAUUGACUUAAGCGACAUUCAGAAGCUCAAAAAGAUAGUUAAAAAAAAACCAAACAAACAAAAACAGGAGAACUGUUAAACCCGCCAUCUCGAGCUGUAUGAGGCGGAGCGCAAAGCUGGUGCCGGUGUUGGUUGGACAUGCUCUUGUGGUUUUUUUUUCUUUUUUUGGUAAAAUGUUUCACAGCUCCGUAGGGGAACACGACACAGCAGCAUCCGUAGCCAAACCUUUCGUCUCAUUCUCCGAGUCACAACUCAAGCUGAACUGUGAAAGUGGUUUAACACUGUAUAUUACAAUAAAAAAACAAUGUUCGUUCUCCUGUUUUAUUUUUUUCUUUUAUUUAUGGUCUGGUUUGAGAAAUCAGACAUUAGAGGUGUUUUUAUUUCCUUCUUUCUUUUUUUAAAUUCCUGUAAACUGCCUGGUGUAACAGACAGAUUAAAAAAAAGACCUUAAAGGGAUUCUCUUGGUUUGAUUCACUUAGAAUUUUUAUUUUCUUAUAACUUAAGUGCAAUAAAAUGUGGGGUUAUUUUUUUGUUUUUCCCUUUUUCUUUUUUCAUUUCAAACUACUUUUUUUUUUUUUUUUUUGGGUUGUCUUUGUUUGUCACUGUGUUAAAGUGUCAUGUUUCCAAUAAAGCUUCUACGGUUUAUUGUA
Messenger RNA from Electrophorus electricus (electric eel), 4837 nucleotides. NCBI's taxonomy places the organism in Eukaryota, Metazoa, Chordata, Actinopteri, Gymnotiformes, Gymnotidae. The record is from RefSeq and is a predicted model, not a curated record.